Vitis vinifera (wine grape) is the source of this 2436-nucleotide messenger RNA. RefSeq names its product gibberellin-regulated protein 14. The transcript is spliced from 4 exons. NCBI's taxonomy places the organism in Eukaryota, Viridiplantae, Streptophyta, Magnoliopsida, Vitales, Vitaceae. Bases 79 to 774 code for a protein of 231 amino acids. The record is from RefSeq and is a predicted model, not a curated record.
UACCACACUCAUCCUGCUUGAAUGGUCACUCAGUAGCAGCUCCUCACCCCUGGACUUUUCUUUUCUCCCUGCUCUGCAAUGGCUUUGAAAAUCCUGCUCCUCCUUCUUGCCUCUUAUCUUUUAGUUACAAAAAGGGUCUCGGCCAAUGAUGAAGAAUUCGGCGUACAGGCUACUUAUGCCAAAGCUCCAGUACCUGCUCCAGUGAAGACACCCAUUCCUGCACCACCGGUCAAGCCUCCUACUGUCACUCCAAAUCCCCCUGCUCCUGUGGUGAAGCCCCCCACUGUUGUGCCCAAGCCCCCUGCUCCACCGGUCAGCCCUCCUACUGUUGCUCCGAAGCCACCUGCUCCUGUGGUGCCCAAGCCCCCUACCCCACCUGCCAACCCUCCUACUGUUGCUCCCAAGCCACCUGCUCCCCCAGUGAAGCCUCCUACCGUUGUGCCCAAGCCCCCUUCUCCACCUGUCAACCCUCCUACCCCCAAGCCACCUGCUUCCCCAGUGAAGCCUCCCACUGUUGCACCAAAGCCUCCUGUGCCACCAGUCACGCCUCCUACUACAGCACCAAUGCCCCCAGUGAGGGCAAGAUUGGACUGCAUCCCACUAUGUGAUCAGAGGUGUAAAGCACAUUCAAGGAAGAACAUAUGUGUGAGAGCAUGCAUGACAUGCUGUGACCGCUGCAAAUGUGUUCCACCAGGAACGUAUGGUAACAGGGAGAAGUGUGGCAAGUGCUACACUGACAUGACCACUCACGGCAACAAACCCAAGUGCCCUUAAAAUGGACUAGAAUCAUGGUUUUCUUUGUCGGGUGCGAGUCUUGUUGACUGAAGAUGUAAUAACUUGAAGAGGAAAGUAAGAAGUAAAUCGUUUCUAGGGAUCUUUCUUCCACCGGCUUCAACUAUCAUUAGCCAGUCCUCAUCUUUUCAUGGUCUGUACUGUUUUUCCCCAUUGUGAAUUGCCCUUGCUACUGUUUGUUAAAAGUUCUCCUUACAAGAACCGGUUCUUGAUUCUUCUGUGAUUUUUUCAGUGAGUAUUCUUUUUUUCCAAAGGAUUCGUGUUUAAUUUGUCCGUCCAAAGAACCAAACUGAAAUUAGAUCCUUGAGAUCAUCAAACUAAGCUGACUUUUAAUGAAUUGGACCUGUCACUCGGUGGAUCCGAAUCCAAUGUUUGAUGCUAGGUAGCAUAGAAUGAUUUCAUAUAUAAGAAGCCUAGUGUAAAGGGCUCCGUAAGUAUAGAUGUAAUGCUCAAUACUUUUCCAACCUUUGAACUAGUCGUUUUUAAGUUCAAUAAUGAAGGAGCUGGCACAAGUUUCAUUCUUUAAACAUAUUGGAAUAGAAGCCAUUCCCCUUGAGUCAAGCAGCAAGUGGGACUCAAGAGAAGUCUUGUCAUUAAUGGCAGACUAGAGGCUGCAGAAUAAUUCAGGACAUUGCAGUAUGAUUGGAGAAGUCUGCCACAAUGUCCCUACAUUUCCAGUGUGAUCAUAUAAAUUCUUUCAUCAUUGAUAACGAACAAGUUGGAGCUGUGAUGACCGACUUGGUUAAUUGUUUAGGGUUUUGAAAGUGGCUGAUAAUGAGUUCCACCAGUGACCGACCAAAGGAUAAUUUGGCUGUUCCUGUUAACCUAUUUACAACUCGGGACCAGCAAUGAGGAGUAGGUUGGAAGAAUAAACUAUAAAGGAAGAAGUUACCAUGGUGUGUCAAUCUAACAGCUGGAAUCGAUGGAGCAGGUUCACUAUGCAGCUUUGGCUUGUCCUGCACCACCAUCAUGAAGCAAACGACAAAGAUGCCUCAAAAAUCUUUGGAAUUGCUUCCAGGCCAGCACAUUAAAUUGUAGCUAUGAAUGACAGUGACUAUCCAAAAAGACAAGACACCAAGCGUAGAUAUCAAUGCCCGUAUCGAACGGUCAUGAGUAUAUUCCUACAUGUAUCUCUGCCUAUAUAUAUAGGAGGGAUACCGGGACAUGAUGAUAUAGCAGGCUGCCAACCACCUAGUUGCUUUCACAAAGAGAUCAGAAACUAUGGCUUUCCAAAAGUAUGCUGUCAUUUUCUCAAUUUGGUUUGUUUUAUCAGUAUUGGCCGUGGCUGCACUUGAAGCACCUGCCCCCAACUCCCCAUCUCAGGCGCCAAAUCCACUUGCAUCUUUCCAGGCAAUGCUGAUGGGAUUCGUGGGUGUUGCUAUUUCCUUUAUUUUCUUUAAAUCUGUGGCUUGAGCUCCCCCAUUCAACUCUACUUGUUCUGGUGUGCUUCUUUCAGUAUUUUCUGCACCAUGUUUCUGUGACUGGAGAUGUUAUUGAGCUCACAAUCUAGCACAAAAUUAUGAAUAAUGCACUUGUAUCAAGUCCUCCCCCUUGAUUUACUACAAUGUUGUAAUGCCUGUCCUAUUGUGUACCAACCCUUGAUUGAGUGAAAUAUCAUCUCCGAUCUGUUUCUAUCUUGGAAAA